CUUUGACUUUUUUCAAAGGAUUGAUUGCAAUUAUGAAAGUGCCGUUAUUUCGUCACGUUUUCCUCUGCUUCAACUAAAACAACAUUUUUGUCCAAUAUUAAGCCGAUUCUGGAUUUCUGCGCUGAGUGGAUUAACUAAACGUUAAAAGUUCACAAUUGCAGGGAAAUCGUCUUCUACCAUCUUAGCAACUUAGACACUUCCUUUGUUUUUUUCUUUUGUAGACAGUAGACACAGACUGGACACUAACUCCGCAGAAACAGGCUCUGGAUUCCCGGAUUCUGUACGCGCUUACAAUGUUAAUGUGAUAAUUAUAAUGGAAUUAUGUGAUAAUGAUGCUGGAAUAAUGAACUAUUCACUGCAUGGAAGCAAAGUUUCGCGCAGCAAUAGUGCCCAAACGGAAUAUUUAAGAGGCUGAUGAGUGACACGAGCGGCACAGGAGGUGGUAGCCAUGUACAAGCUGUACAUAUAUCCCGCUAUUCUCCUAACCAUCGCCUUGAAAGUGAUCAUGGUGUUUGGAGAUGAAUUUGAGUACCGGCUAGUUCGUGAUUUAAUGGUGAAAUACGACAAAAGAAUCCGGCCGUCCAGAAACGCCAGUGACGCUCUAAACGUUACGUUUGGAUUAGCGUUAGCUCAAAUAAUAGACGUGGAUGAAAAGAAUCAAAUUUUAACAACAAAUUGCUGGCUGAACCAGGCAUGGAUAGAUGAAAAUUUAAAAUGGGACCCUGGCAAAUAUGAUAAUAUAAAAGUGGUCCGUCUACCGCACAGCGAUAUUUGGAAACCGGAUGUGUUGCUAUACAACAAUGCCGACGUCUCGUCUUACAUGUCCAGCAUUAGUACCAACGUCAUGGUGUCACAUGACGGCAACGUCACGUGGCUGUCUAUGAUCAUAUUCAAAAGUUCCUGCAUGAUCGACGUGAAGUAUUUCCCGUUUGACGAGCAGAAGUGCAACAUGUUGUUCGCCUCUUGGACGUACGACGGCUAUCAGCUGAAUUUGACAAUGAACUCCCAUAAAGGCGAUAUAUCCAAUUACAUCGAGAGCAGUGAAUGGGACCUCUUGAACCUGGAAGUUCAGCGCCAUGUUGUUUUCUAUUCGUGCUGCCUAGAGCCUUACCCUGACAUUACGUUCUAUAUACGAAUUCGGAGGCGCCCUUUGUUUUACGUGUUUAACAUGGUGCUUCCUUGCGUGUUAAUCACUCUAGUGGCCCUGCUGGGCUUUUAUAUACCCUCGGACUCCGGGGAGAAAGUGACGAUGGGUAUAACCACCCUGCUGUCAAUGACUGUCUUCAUGAUGCUCGUGGCAGAGAACAUGCCGCCCACAUCCGAUGACCUCCCUUUAAUAGGAUUAUAUUAUGGAAUAACAAUAUGUAUUGUGUCAUUCGCCACGGGCUUCACUGUUUUAACUCUGAACAUCCAUCACAAAGGAGUGCGCGGUAGGGAAGUCCCCGAGUACGUGAAGAAAAUUUGCUUUGGCUUCCUGGCCAAAAUUCUGUGCCUACGGCUCGAUUUGCCGGAUACGCCAACAACAACAACGUUUACGCCGGGUUAUAUGGACAAAUCUAAGUCUUACAUGAAGUUUAAGAUGGCAGGUCACGGGGAUUUGGAGACGGGCUGUUCUCGAGCAUCCAGACAGGACUUUAACACCGUGAAGGAAAGCUCGUUUGGGAGAAUGGCGGACACAAAACUGGAUGGUGAGGCCAGGGCGGAAAAUGGGGGCAUCAACGCUAGAUUUACACACCUUCUUAAUCCACCAUCAACUAACGGGCCUAUGGCAGAAAAUUUUGAGAGACAAUUUAUGCGGGUUCUUCAGAAAGUUUAUCAGACGAUUGAGCGAAACGAAAUGCGCUUGGUAGACUCGGAUCGGCGAGACGCCAUUAAACAAGAAUGGCAACAGGUGGCGCUAGUAGUCGAUCGACUUCUCCUUUGGUGUUUUGUUCUAGUGACCUUGACCUUAACUCUGGCCAUAAUGCUUCAGGCGCCAUAUUCUGCGGACAACAUCGACGAAGCAGCAGCAUCUGAAGCUCAGCGGACCGAAACAGGGUUGUGAGAUCUCGGAAGGUCUCGCGAGCUUCGAGGAUCACCAGAACGAAAAAUCCGGCGUCCAAAGUGUAAAUGUGUUGGAAGGAAUCUUUUGAACUUAAGUUUAAAUCAAUUCUAUUCAUUUUUACAUUUAAGGUGUACACGUCUGCGAGUUCGCGGCAUUGUCGAUGACUUCACUUCCUGGCACAGUAUAUUAAGUAGCAAUGCAGAUUUAUCUUGCGAUGUUUUAUCGACGCAGCCCGUGAAAAGAAGAUCGUUCGGCGCUAUACACGCACGUGAAAGUCGACAAGGUGUGCCCGAAUCUAUGUGCAAUCUAGAUUAUUCUGGGAGAUAGUAUUUAUUCUCCCUAUUGGGGAGUGUAUAUACAUAUAAUCUAUGUGUUAUCAAACAUCACAAAUGAUGUUCCCUGCUACAGGAAGACCAAUUUGUAUAAAAACAUGAGAUUUUUGAUUCUGAAAAUUUCAUGUAAACUUGCACCAAACCAUUCACAAAUUUUGCAAAAUAUUUGUUUAUGUAAAUAAUAUCCGCACUUAAGUAUGUAUGUAAACAUUGUAGUGUUCUUAUUAUUUUGAAUUUUAACUAUUGCUGUGCGCAAAUUUAUAUCAGUCGUCGAACUCAGAGUGGAAUGGUAUGUUAUCUAAAAUCGUGGUCAAGGGGAGACCACUGUGGAAACAUGUGCAUUGAAAGGGGCACAACGUAGAGGAUGUGUGACAUACUAUACAGAUUAUUGAUCGGCAGCUGUAAAUUCGUGGCUAACGGACAAUAAAUGCCCAGUGGUUCGUCCAGGGCCUAAAAAAUGAUCGGCACCGCAAUUUCUUCAAGCUCAAGUCUGUGAUCUGUAGAAGCAUGUUCAUAAUUCAAGUUAAUGUCUAGAAAUAUGUGGUUAAAUACGAAGAAAACCUGGAAUGAAAUGAAGCAAACUUCGAGAGCUUACGUUUUAUGGCUUAAAGUGUUUGACCGACAGAACAUACAUUGUAGUUUCGAGGAGAUAUCACCUGAUCAAUAUGUUUUAAGCUGGGAGUAACAGAACGUCUGAGCUACCCGCUGGACGGGACGGAUGUUCUCCCAGCUGGCUUAAAGAAACAUGGGUAACUGUUUCAUCGAAAACCAGAGAGGUAAUUCUACAUUGUGACAUCAUUAUACUAGCCUUGUUGGGUGAAUUAAAACAAAAGAACUCAAGUCGCUCAGGACUACCAAAUGUACUCUUUGUGCUCAUUCGUCAGAUGGAAAUACCCAUAGUCACAUGGAUAUUUGGACAUGGAUGUGGUCAGUGCUUGUUCGUGUGUUUGUAAAUAGUUAAAAUGUCAUGCAGUAGUAAAUUGUUUUGUUCCUUUAGUUGUUUUACGAUGUAGUAAAGUACGACACAUUUGAUUUGGUCCAAGUCACUGUAUUGUCCAUUGAUAAAAGAUACCUAUUUUCUGGUAUGCAUGUAAUUUAUAAUGCUUUUUAAUUUGCUUGCGUGAUCCGUUUUGGGUAAAUUCUUCGAUUUCUGUUGUUGUCAGCGUAAUGUACCAUAAUAAACAUUAAAUUAUUAAAUACUUGUACAGU
Molecule: messenger RNA, 3585 nt
Organism: Liolophura sinensis
Lineage: Eukaryota; Metazoa; Mollusca; Polyplacophora; Chitonida; Chitonidae
Product: neuronal acetylcholine receptor subunit alpha-10-like
Exons: 9
Coding region: 449-2044 (531 amino acids)
Biological process (GO): monoatomic ion transmembrane transport
Cellular component (GO): postsynaptic membrane
Molecular function (GO): acetylcholine-gated monoatomic cation-selective channel activity; transmembrane signaling receptor activity
Source: RefSeq, a predicted model, not a curated record